AUGCAAUCAGUCAGGAAAAUAGAAAGGCAACGAGAUAACGCGAUGGAGCCUGCGGUUAAGGAGAGUGUAUCGCGCAUUCCGCUCUUAAAAACUAAAGCUGGUCCACGCGACGGUGAUAAAUGGACGGCACGCCUCAAGGAGGAGUAUGUUUCGCUUAUCAAAUACGUGGAAAACAACAAGGCAAGUGACUCGCAUUGGUUUAACCUCGAAAGUAAUCCACAGGGGACACGGUGGUAUGGCACGUGUUGGACCUUCUACAAAAAUGAGAAGUACGAGUUCGACCUUCAGUUUGACAUUCCUGUGAGCUAUCCUCAGGCCCCGCCGGAGCUUGCACUGCCAGAGUUAGAGGGAAAGACAGUAAAGAUGUAUCGUGGUGGGAAGAUCUGCAUGACGACGCACUUUUUCCCCCUUUGGGCAAGGAACGUGCCGUACUUUGGGAUCAGCCACGCCCUCGCACUCGGGUUGGGUCCCUGGCUUUCAAUUGAGGUGCCGGCGAUGGUCGAGGAUGGCUCACUAAAGCCUAAGCAUGCGGUGGCACCUUAGUUCUUUGUAAAAUUGCUACUAAAGAAAAGUGGAACCGCAAAAAGAGGAUCGGAAAUAUCUUCCACGUAAAAAUAUAUAUCAUGUGCGACUUUUCCUCCAAUUGUCUUAUCCUUUUUUUCCUGAUUUCAUUGCACUACCACAGUACACGCAAGACACAGUAAUCAAGGUAUCUGAGAAUUUCAAGGAAAGGACACAAAGCUUCGAUUGGAAUUUUUUUUUUGGACCCCUGUAAAUUACAGAUGUCAUUACAUCGGGUGAAGAAAAGUAAUUUGAAUAUUAAA
Molecule: messenger RNA, 824 nt
Organism: Phytomonas sp. Hart1
Lineage: Eukaryota; Euglenozoa; Kinetoplastea; Trypanosomatida; Trypanosomatidae
Source: the annotation of a GenBank genome assembly